AUGUCAUCCAACGAAAAAGUUCCUGAUGUUAAUAUUGAAACAGACAAGAAUUCGUCUUAUGAUGAAUUGGACCAUAGGGUCACGAAAGAAUCUACGAGUGUCCACGUCUAUGACAAGAAAUACAUAUCUUUCCUGCCACCGUACUCUAAUGCCAUGAUACAAAUUGUGAUGUUGGCGUUUGUGGUUUUCAUGACACCAGGUAUGUACAAUGCAUUAUCCGGUAUUGGUGCCUCCAUCAGUGGUCCAGAUGGAGUCAAGACACAGGAUAAUUCCAACGUUGCAUUGUAUUGUACGUUUGCUGGUGUUGGUUUCUUUGCUGGAACAUUGUGUAACCUCAUUGGCCCUAGAUAUUGUUUGAUGUUAGGUGGUACUGGAUAUUUAGUUUAUGCUGGUUCGUUGCUAAGUUACAACCAUAACCAGAAUAGCGGAUUUGUUAUUUUUGCAGGUGCAUAUCUCGGUAUAUGUGCGGCUUCUCUAUGGGCUGCCCAAGGAUCGAUUAUCAUGUCUUACCCCACCGAAGAUAAGAAAGGAAGGGCCAUCAUGAUUUUUUGGGUUAUUUUCAAUCUUGGUGCGGUCAUAGGUGCAAUAAUUCCACUAGCAAACAAUAUGCAUUCCAAUUCAUCAACUGUAAAUGAUGGUACCUAUAUUGCAUUUAUGGUUUUAAUGGGUACUGGUAGUGUCAUAGCAUACUUUAUGCUACCAAAGGAAAAAGUUUGGAGAGAUAACGGUACACGAGUUGUUGUUAAGGACUAUCCUAACUGGAAAACAGAAAUCUUUGGCUCCUUCAGGCUAUUGAUAAAGGAACCAAAAAUCUUUUUACUCUUCCCAAUGUUUUUUGCUUCUAAUUGGUUCUAUACCUACCAAUUCAACGAUUUUAACGCGGGGCGUUUUAACAUCAGAACAAGAUCUCUAAAUUCCUUACUUUACUGGCUUUUCCAAAUGCUUGGUGCUGUGAUCAUGGGUACUAUACUAGACUUGAACAUGUUCAGAAGAUCAGUUCGUGCAAAGAUUGGAUGGACAUUCUUGUUUUGUAUCGCAUUUGCAAUCUGGGGCGGUGGCUAUAAGUUCCAAACGGGGUUUACUAGGGCCGACGUAAAACCAGAUGCAGAAGGGGUCUAUAAAUUGACACCAAUGGAUUUCAAAGAUAGUUCAUACAUCGGUCCCAUGUUCUUGUAUAUCUUUUACGGUAUUUUCGAUGCAAUGUUUCAAAGUUAUUGCCUAUGGGUUAUGGGUGCUUUAUCAAACGAUAGUGAGACAACUUCCUAUUAUGCUGGCUUCUAUAAAGGUAUCCAAUCUGCUGGUGCCGCCGUUGCCUGGAGAUUGGAUGCUUACGGUACCCCCUAUAUGAGUAUGUUUGCAAGUUCAUGGGCAUUAGUUCAGGGAUCCAUGGUGCUAGCCGUCCCCCUUAUCUUUUUCAUGAUUUCUGACCAUACCGAGGAACUUCCAGAGGAAGAUAUAGAUGACGAUGGUAUUAAUGCAGUCGUUUCUUUGGUUUCCGGUGAAGGUAGAAUUGUGUAG
This is a messenger RNA of Pichia kudriavzevii, 1518 nucleotides long. RefSeq lists its product as uncharacterized. Gene Ontology annotation, molecular function: transmembrane transporter activity. The transcript has a single exon. NCBI's taxonomy places the organism in Eukaryota, Fungi, Ascomycota, Pichiomycetes, Pichiales, Pichiaceae. Bases 1 to 1518 code for a protein of 505 amino acids. The record is from RefSeq and is a predicted model, not a curated record. Gene Ontology annotation, biological process: transmembrane transport.